UGCAUCAAUGCCGAAAAGCGUCCGUACUUUCCGGAAUUAACCCUAUAUUAGAAUCUUUUUGAAAAGGAAACUUCUGAUAAGCAGUUAUUCAGGACAGUUUGUUGGAGGAAAAAUUAAGAUAAAUGAUACAUCAAAAAUGAAAGUAACAUACAGGAAAAAAUAAUGAACAAUAUAUGAAACAACACAUGUAAUAGACAAUUAUUCAUCUCUCUCCAGUUAGAGAGAAACUUGAUACCUCAAGUAGCAGUAUUGACAAUUUUGUUUCCUUAAGUGUUGUCGGCGUUUUUUUAAAAAAAAAAUUAUUUACUAUUUAAUAAUGGCAGCUGAUAUGCAAGGAGGGUAUUCAAGAGAAAUCUUUCGGAACGGGACACUUGAUCCAAAGUUUACUUGUAAUUUCUGCAGUAAGGUAUUGAGAGAACCUGUCCAGUCAUUCUGUGGCCAUAGAUUCUGCAAGUCAUGUAUUCAUUCAAAUAUCAGGUCAGGUGAGCAGAUUAAAUGCACACAAUGUGAAAAAGAAGAUAAUGAAGCUCCUAGUAUGAUUUCCCCAGAACAGAUAUUUCCUGACAAUGCAAUUCGGCGAGAGAUGCAGAGGCUUGCAGUUGUUUGUGACAGCAAGGAUUGCCCAUGGAAAGGCACUUUCAAACAAUAUGAGGAACAUUUCAAUGCAUGUGAUUAUAAAACACAAGCUUGCCCAUACUGUCAACAAGGUGUCCUUAGAAGUCACUUACAGACACAUCUGGAGAGAGAUUGUAGAAAGGUUGAAUUGCAAUGUGUUGAUUGUGGCAGGAAGGUGCUUAGAGAAAGGAUGACCUAUCAUCAACUGCAGGAAUGUCAGAAAGAGAAAAUACAAUGCCCUGUAGGAUGUGGAGAGAUUGAAAGAAGACACUAUCAAGACCACUUUAGGGAGAAGAAACAUGAAAUUUGGAUUGCCAAAGAGGUUUCUAAACUUGCUGCCACUCUUGAAGAAGUCAAGGGGUCAGAGCUUCAACUUCAGACAUCGGUUUCAGAAAGUACAGCAGCUUCUUUCCAAAUGAAUGAGAAGAUUACACUACUUGAGGGCCAGAUACAACAACUCCGUACCCAGACAAGCGUUGGUACUGGAAUUAGCCAACUCUCUGACUCUGGGGUUGGUACUGGAAGUAGUGGUGCAUCAAAUAUUGAUGCAAAGAUACGACAGCAGGUUGAGAUGAAUUUGCAGUCUGUAAAUGAAAGAUUAGAUGUUAAAACUGGCACCUUUGAGGGAAUAGCCAGUGCUUUACAUAGAGAGCUUGAGAAAACUAUUACAGCAGUAGAGAAGCUUGAAAGGCACAGAAGGGAAAUGGAAUCUAACCUUGAACAGAGUCAGAAUAAAAUCCGAUCUUUGGAAAGAUCAUUGGCACUAAAAGACAUGUCGAUGGCCGAGUUGGAACUGAAAGCACAGUCGAUGGAAGCUGCUAGCUAUGAUGGAACCUUCAUGUGGAGGGUUCACGACUUCACCAAGAAACACCAGGAUGCUGUCCAAGGACGGACAAUCAGUAUCUACUCGCCACCAUUCUAUACAACACGUCGAGGUUAUAAAAUGUGUGCCAGGCUUUACCCAAAUGGAGAUGGAAUGGGCAAGGGAUCGCAUCUUUCCUUGUUUUUCGUGGUUAUGAGAGGGAAUUAUGAUGCCCUGUUAAAAUGGCCAUUUAGUCAGCGUGUGACCUUCUGCAUUGUUAACCAAACCGGAGGCGAACAUGUGAUAGAUUCAUUCAGACCUGACCCUCAAAGCUCGUCAUUCAAGCGACCAACUUCUGAUAUGAACAUCGCAUCAGGGUGUCCCCUGUUUAUUCGCCUUGAGAUGCUGCAAAACCCAAAUCAUGGUUUUUUGAAAGAUGAUACAUUAUUCUUAAAGAUAGCAGUUGACACAAGUGGUCUUACAGAUCCUGUGUCGAAUUUGGAGGAAAGGAUUAAGGUCACAGCUUAGAAAUAUUUGCCUCUCUCAUUUUGGCAGGCUUUGACUAAGUCAAAGAUAGAGGAAUUGAGUGAAAGAAAGGACAAACAAAAAUAAAGACUAUUCAAAAUAUAUAAAAACAAGUUCAGUUACUGUGAUAUAAAGAAUAUCAUUGUUAAAAAAAACCAACAAAACAAACAAAAUGAUUCAUAAUAUUCAAACAAUACUUUAGAAUUGUUCCUAACAGAAUGAAAAGAAUAGAAUGUCCUGCAGCAUGACCAAAACAAAGUCCUGUCAAAAUUAUUUCAAAUCGUCACUUUAUGAAGAGAAGCAAAUAUUUCUAACCAAUAUCUAAGUUUGAACAACCUAGAUAAAACAAACUAUUUUGUUCAUUGACAUAUGAACGGACAUGAACAGACCAGAGAUCCAUUUGUGUACAGUUUAACAAAAAGUAAUUUGUAUAUCGAUAAAAAAUGUUGUUGAAAUGAUGCAGAUACAAAAGAUGUGAUGGCAAUACAAGGGAUAUGAACUGUUUGUUAGAAGACAUGAACUUGUCACAGAAAAACAGUGAUGAAGGUAAAACUACAGUUAAAAAACUAUAGCUUUUGAUGGAAUUUAUAUACAUGUAUAUGCCGUUAUAAUAUCACUAUACGGUAUAAAGGCACUUUACAAAUUUGAAUAUAAAGGAUUGCAUGUCAGCAUGUGAGGUCGAAGAAUUCUCUACUGCUAGUAACAUCAGUAAUAAAAAAGGUGAGUACUUACUUGUGAUGCAAACAAAAAUUAUGAAGUUGAUAUAUUUAAUAAUGGAAUAAAGAUUUUUUUAUUUUGGAAGGUUAUAUAACUAGUAAAUAGUUGUGAAUUAAUAGGCAAGUGAUCAUAUAAUCUGCCUGAAUUUUUCAUAACAAAAUACAUAAAACUGCACAUGUUUUUUUUU
This is a messenger RNA of Ruditapes philippinarum (Manila clam), 2846 nucleotides long. RefSeq names its product TNF receptor-associated factor 2-like. NCBI's taxonomy places the organism in Eukaryota, Metazoa, Mollusca, Bivalvia, Venerida, Veneridae. The record is from RefSeq and is a predicted model, not a curated record. The transcript is spliced from 8 exons. Gene Ontology annotation, molecular function: zinc ion binding; ubiquitin protein ligase binding; tumor necrosis factor receptor binding. Gene Ontology annotation, biological process: protein K63-linked ubiquitination; regulation of canonical NF-kappaB signal transduction; regulation of apoptotic process. The coding region runs from base 317 to 1945 and encodes 542 amino acids. Gene Ontology annotation, cellular component: plasma membrane signaling receptor complex; cytoplasmic side of plasma membrane.